This is a messenger RNA of Cercospora beticola, 846 nucleotides long. RefSeq lists its product as uncharacterized. Lineage: Eukaryota; Fungi; Ascomycota; Dothideomycetes; Mycosphaerellales; Mycosphaerellaceae. The record is from RefSeq and is a predicted model, not a curated record.
AUGGCAGACGCACAUUUCGAUCAUCCUCCGCCAGCUGGUCUGACGUUUGGACAGAAGAUGAGAGCCAUGUUUUGCUGUGGAGAGUACGACGAGGACUACGAGAGUCCGAGGAGGUCAAUUCAAAUUGGCGUGCCAACAGAUUUUAGACGAGAGGAUGUGAAUAUUGCUGGGCUGACUGAAGACGAAGCUACCGAAAUCCGCGAAAAGUCAGCUCGAGAUGCACAACGCAUGUUCCAAAACCUACGGCCACUGGCAUCUUCACCUUCGGGUACAUUCGCCGAACGUCCUGUCCAACACAGCUUUCCUUCGUACGAACAGUUCACUCAGCCUCGACCAGCUCCAACACCGGGUUCUUCGCCGAUCCACCCAUCCUCACCAGGCUUCGGCACGAACCCACGUCAGCCUCCCAGCCCAGGCGGGCUUCGGAGUGCCAACAGAGUGUCUGGCUUUUACGGGAGCGACAAUCUCUACGCCAAUCAAUACGAGACAAACUCACCACCUCCACCCUUGCCUUCUAAGAACGGCAACCACGGCCCCACCACUUUCGACCGCGUCAAAGCACAUUCACGAAAAAUCUCCGACAGUUUUCGAAGCAGCAAGAAUAGUAAUAACAACAACGGAAAUGGGCCCUCGCCUUUCGACGAUGAAUCACACGUAGAGAUGCGACAUCUCAUGUCUCCAAACAACAACAGCAAAACCCACAUCUCAACAACCAUACGCGGCGGAGCAGAAGGCAAAGUCUCAGAUGACAGCUUCAGUCAACUGAGCGAAGGCGACGACCACGGGUCCUAUCAACGAUACGAUUCCGGGCUGGGAAACAAAGGCGGUGGUGACUACAGAAUAUAG